Molecule: messenger RNA, 1191 nt
Organism: Alternaria novae-zelandiae
Lineage: Eukaryota; Fungi; Ascomycota; Dothideomycetes; Pleosporales; Pleosporaceae
Exons: 1
Coding region: 1-1191 (396 amino acids)
Molecular function (GO): hydrolase activity, acting on carbon-nitrogen (but not peptide) bonds
Source: RefSeq, a predicted model, not a curated record
AUGGAAGCCUCUCUAUACUACUCGUCCAAAGGGCCAGAAAAUGCUACCGCCUUCGUCAAUGGACGAGUAUACACCAUGGACGAUGCGCAACCAUGGGUUGAAGCCUUCAUCGUCAAUCCCGACGGCAAGUUUGAAGCUGUCGGCUCGAACGAGGAGAUCAAAAUCAUUGCUAAAAAAAGAGGACUCGUUCAGUACCAGCUACAAGAGAAAUUCGUCAUGCCCGGUAUCCACGACGCGCAUACUCACCUCUUAGCGGCUGGAUGCCAGCGCACUGGGGAAGCGCACGUCGGCUGGGAUAGCACCGACAAGACCCUCGCCAGCAACAUAAAGUCAGCUUCCUGUGCCUGCGCUUUUUCAAAUGUCAUGGGCAACUGGAUCAUCGGCAACUUUUACCAGGCAAGCAACUUUGCCGAUGGCAUUCCCGACAGAAAAUACCUCGACGAGCUGUACCCCAACGACCCCGUAAUCGUGCGCGAGAUAUCCUGCCAUCGAAUCCUCAUGAAUUCUGCUGGGUUGCGUGAGAUGGGAAUCGACGACGACGUCAAGGACCCGCCUGGGGGUUUCUUCUUUCGUCGACCUGAUGGCACACUCACCGGAGAGAUUGUCGAGGCUGCAACAACGCCAAUCUGGCGUGGUCUACCGCGCACUCCACUCAGUUAUGCCAAGACUGUUAUUGAGUUUGCCAUGUCUGAAUGUCAUAGGUAUGGCAUUACAUCCGUGCAAGAGGCAUCGGCCAACACCGUCUACCUACACGCCGUGCGUGAGCUGGAAGCGGAGAAUCGCCUGCCCUUAAACAUACACACACACAUUGUUGCCGCACCGGAGAAAGCUCACGAGCGUGAGGAAUCACUAGCAGCUCUGCUCAAUGUUGCAGAAGCUUUUGAGAGCAAACAUGUUCACACGAGCUUUGUCAAGUUCUUCCUCGACGGCGCUCCGCUUCCUCCACAGUCCACCCAAUGCGAUUUGAACGACCAUGGAGCGCCCGAUGCUAAGCAUUUGCUGUUGAGCUACGACAAGCUACUCGAACAAGUUCUCAAAUACGAUGCUCGGAACAUGACAUGCAAGAUCCACGCCGCAGGCGAGGGAAGCUUGCGGCUUGCGCUGGACGCCUACGAGGCUGUGCGAAAGAACAACCCCAACGGUCCCAAGCACGAGGUUGCGCAUUGUAAUGCAGUCCAUCCAGGUAUGUGA